Messenger RNA from Lacerta agilis (Sand lizard), 2239 nucleotides. RefSeq names its product catalase-like. The record is from RefSeq and is a predicted model, not a curated record. Gene Ontology annotation, cellular component: cytoplasm; peroxisome; mitochondrion. Lineage: Eukaryota; Metazoa; Chordata; Lepidosauria; Squamata; Lacertidae. Gene Ontology annotation, biological process: response to hydrogen peroxide; hydrogen peroxide catabolic process. Gene Ontology annotation, molecular function: catalase activity; heme binding. The coding region runs from base 143 to 1726 and encodes 527 amino acids. The transcript is spliced from 13 exons.
GGAGGCUUGUACUUGCUGGCCGGGGGUGUGUGUGUUUGUGUGAAUCGCGCCGCCUCAGCAGAAAUUCGCCUCCCUCGCAGGAGCUCGUCGGUGCCGAAAGUCAUCGCGCCUCGCGGCAGGGGUCUCGCCCAAGUAGCACAAAAUGGCGAGCAGCCGAGACAAUGCAGCGGAGCAGCUGAAGCGCUGGCAAGAAUUACGGGGCUCGCAGAAACCGGAUGCCUUGACCACAGGAGCUGGUGUCCCAGUGGGAGACAAGUUAAAUGUCAUGACGGUGGGUCCGCGAGGCCCCCUUUUGGUUCAGGAUGUGGUUUUCACAGAUGAGAUGGCACACUUUGACCGAGAGAGGAUUCCUGAGAGAGUUGUGCAUGCCAAAGGAGCAGGAGCUUUUGGCUAUUUUGAAGUGACUCAUGAUAUCACCAAAUAUUGCAAAGCAAAGGUAUUUGAGCAUAUUGGCAAAAGAACUCCAAUCGCUAUUCGAUUCUCUACUGUUGCUGGAGAAUCGGGGUCAGCCGAUACAGUCCGUGACCCUCGAGGCUUUGCAAUGAAAUUCUAUACAGAAGAUGGUAACUGGGACCUUGUGGGAAACAACACCCCCAUUUUCUUUAUUAGAGAUGCAAUGCUGUUCCCAUCCUUUAUCCAUUCCCAAAAGAGGAAUCCACAAACUCAUCUGAAAGAUGCAGACAUGGUGUGGGACUUCUGGAGUCUUCGCCCUGAGUCUCUGCACCAGGUGUCAUUCCUGUUCAGUGACCGUGGCAUUCCAGAUGGACAUCGUCAUAUGAAUGGCUAUGGAUCACAUACUUUUAAGCUAGUCAAUGCUGGUGGAAAAUCGGUAUACUGUAAAUUUCAUGCUAAGACUGAUCAAGGAAUCAAAAACCUUACUGUUGAAGAAGCAGGAAGACUGGCCUCUGAAGAUCCCGACUAUGCCCUGCGCGAUCUUUACAAUGCUAUUGCUAAUGCAAACUAUCCUUCUUGGAGUUUCUAUAUCCAGGUUAUGACAUUUGAACAGGCUGAGAAAUAUCCAUUCAAUCCUUUUGACGUAACCAAGAUUUGGUCUCACAAAGACUAUCCUCUUAUCCCAGUGGGGAAGAUUGUCUUAAACAGAAACCCUGUCAACUAUUUUGCUGAGGUGGAACAAAUUGCCUUUGCUCCAAGCAACAUGCCUCCGGGAAUUGAACCUAGCCCUGAUAAAAUGUUACAGGGGCGUCUUUUCUCGUAUGCAGAUACUCACAGACAUCGUCUGGGACCCAACUUCCUUCAAAUCCCUGUAAACUGUCCUUACCGAGCUCGAAUUGCCAACUACCAGAGAGAUGGAUUUAUGUGCAUUUCUGACAACCAAGGUGGUGCUCCAAAUUAUUACCCCAACAGUUUUACUGGCCCUGAAGACCAGCCCAGUGUGAAGGAGAGCCGUGUGCUUCUUUCUGGUGAUGUGCAACGCUUCAAUAGUGCAAAUGAGGACAAUGUGUCUCAAGUACGAGACUUCUAUACUAAAGUGCUGAAUGAGGAAGAACGCGAGAGGCUUUGCGAGAACAUUGCUGGCCAUCUUAAAGAUGCUCAGCUUUUCAUUCAGAAGAAGGCUGUGAAAAACUUUACUGAUGUUCAUCCUGAUUAUGGUGCCCGCAUCCAAGCCCACCUGGACAGGUACACUGCUAAAGGGGGCAACAAGGAUUCUGUUCAUACCUACACCCAAGCUUCUCAUGUUGCUGCAAAGGAAAGAUCUAAUUUGUAGAAAGUAUGACCUAUGGUCCCACUGAUCACUGCAUUUGAAUCCGUCCAACUGGAAAAUAAGCCUUAAUCCUGCAAAUAUUCAUGUUUUUAUGGAAAUCUCCUUUGUUGUGGCAGUUGCAAGGCAGAACCUUUGAAGUUUGCAUUUGUGAUUAAAAACUAAUUGAAUUAUAAUCUUAUGAUUUGUAAAACAUUCUGUCUAGACUGUUAAAAUUGAUUUGUACUAGCGAUCACUUUUCAGUGGUAUGACUGAAAUAGAUGGCUACAGUAACUUUUUGUCUACUUUUGCAAAAUUAAUCAACUGGUUUGCCUUAUUUUUGUAUUUGUGCAUUUAUUUACGCAAAAGAACUUGCAUAAUAUUUUGAUGGUAUAUCUUCUACUAACUAUGUUAAAAUCAAUAUAGCAACAGGUGAAUAAAAUUCUUACUCAUAAAGGUAUUAACAUUUUAAAAAGAGCACAUUUUAAUAAACGCUCCCAUUAUACAAGCAGUUUUAUCUUGCAAUGGCGCUAAAAUUUA